Molecule: messenger RNA, 876 nt
Organism: Prorocentrum cordatum
Lineage: Eukaryota; Dinophyceae; Prorocentrales; Prorocentraceae
Source: the annotation of a GenBank genome assembly
AUGCCCAAGCCGAUAUUCGGGGGGGGGCAUCACACGCAAAAGCGGCAGACCAUCAGCAACGUCAAGCUGAAACUUGGCCACCGCGAAGUCGAGCUGAAUCCUGGCCAUGCAGGCAUACAAUUCAGUCUCGAUGGGGUCGUCAAGUACGUGAGGCCUGGCCAACAGGCAGACAAGCAUGGCGUGCAAGUCGGGGACAGAGCUGUCACCAUCGCAGGCAAGCCGUUCUCAGCGGGGCUUUACAACUUCAAGCGGGGAGGCAGCAGACCGUACACGAUCGUAUUCAAGACCAAAACAGUGCCAUCGACAUUGCGAUCGAUUUUGGCAUGGGCGGACAUCGCGUGCUGGCGGAUGAUGAGAGCCAAGUUGGUCUUUUUGCGUGUCACCUCCCAGGCAACCAUUCAGCUGAUGAUGCCUGAGCUGCUUGCUUUACUGGGCCUUGUGGUCAGGGCGGCUGGCGCAGCAAUCGCGUGUACCGCCGCUCCGUUCCGCAUCUCAGCAGCUCUCGAGACAGCAGAGAGCAAACUUACGCAACUUCGCAGCCACAGUCCAGAACUGCACGGUCAGGUCACAGCCGUCGAGGCUGUCAUGGCACAGGCGAACAGGGGACGAGGCAUCGGCGUAUCCGUCGGCGGCCACCUGGUGGUGAACAGAGGGCUUAUCCAGAGAGCUAUUCUGAGCCUGGCGGGCGUGGCUGCGGUGCUUUGGUCCUUGGGAGACUGGGUGCUCGGAGUCGAGGACAAGGAGUACCAGGCCUUGAUGAACAAGAUGGAUGUCCUGAACGACCAUGUGCACGGUCUGGACCGCCAGGUUCAAACUUUGAGCAAGAUGAUGCGAUCUGUGCCAGGGCUCGUGAAGGAUAUGCAGCGCGGCCAGUAG